Molecule: messenger RNA, 447 nt
Organism: Strongylus vulgaris
Lineage: Eukaryota; Metazoa; Nematoda; Chromadorea; Rhabditida; Strongylidae
Source: the annotation of a GenBank genome assembly
AUGCUGCCUCCUGGUUUUGUCCCGGACAAAACUGUUAUUAUCGGCGAAGACGGUACUUCUGCACCGAAAGAAAAAUCAAAAGUUGUCAACGAUGACGAUGACGAAGAUUUUGAAGAUUAUGCGGGAGACGGGAUUCCGACAGUAAAUCUCAUACCUACAGCGUGUGAAGCUAAACUUAUCCAUAGUGGAAAGCCGGUGUCUGCACUGCGCUUUGAGCCCAAUGGAGUGAGAUUUGCUUCCGGCGGUGUUGACUAUCAGGUCAAAAUCUUUGACUUCCAAAAAAUGGAUAUGAGUCUGCGAGCUGACAAGGAGUUACUUCCAGUUGAAAGUCAUGUCAUCAACGACAUCGCAUUCAGCGCAAAUGGUGAAAAUAUGCUAGUUUGCAGUAGCAAAGCACAGGUUCAUCUUCUUGACAGGAGCGGUAAAUUAUGGGCAGAAACUAUUCGA